Ahaetulla prasina is the source of this 981-nucleotide messenger RNA. It is a transcript of the gene SPCS2, whose product is annotated as signal peptidase complex subunit 2. Gene Ontology annotation, cellular component: membrane; signal peptidase complex. Gene Ontology annotation, biological process: protein targeting to ER. Lineage: Eukaryota; Metazoa; Chordata; Lepidosauria; Squamata; Colubridae. The transcript is spliced from 6 exons. The record is from RefSeq and is a predicted model, not a curated record. Bases 16 to 909 code for a protein of 297 amino acids.
UGCCCCUCGGUCGCCAUGGCAACCCGCCCGCCGGGAACUCCACUUCCCAGGCCGCUCCGCGCGCGCGCGGGCGCGGCUUCCUAUAGGGCGGCGCUUCCCCGCCCCGGCGUGCUUUGCGCCGGGCUCUCCCCGCUCAGCCAAUCGGCGGCGAACAGGUCGCGAAGGGGGAAAAAAGAGGAGCCAAGAUGGCGGCGAAAGGCGGCGGCGCGGGAGGCGGAGGCGGCGGAGCCAACAAGAACGGGAUCCUGGACAAGAAGGUCGCGAACGGAGAUCAGUGACUUUGGGACGAUGAGCCAGUUGCCAAGCGUCCGAUCCUAUGGCCAGUGGGAUGCUGCAACUGACUGGAAAAUCGACGACAAACCCGUGAAAGUGGACAAAUGGGACGGGUCAGCGGUGAAGAAUUCACUGGAUGACUCCGCCAAAAAGGUCCUUUUGGAAAAGUAUAAAUACGUAGAGAACUUCUGCUUGAUCGACGGGCGCCUUAUCAUCUGCACCAUCUCCUGCCUCUUCGCCAUUGUGGCUUUAAUAUGGGAUUAUCUUCACCCCUUUCCGGAAUCGAAGCCGGUGCUUGCCGUCUGCGUGGUGUCGUAUUUCGUAAUGAUGGGAAUUCUGACCAUCUAUACCUCAUACAAGGAGAAGAGCAUCUUCCUGGUAGCGCACAGGAAAGACCCCACAGGAAUGGACCCGGACGACAUCUGGCAGCUUUCCUCCAGUCUGAAAAGGUUUGAUGACAAAUACAGCCUGAAGAUGACAUUCAUCAGCGGCCGAAGCAGGCAGCAGAGAGAGGCGGAAUUCACCCGAUCCAUCGCCAAAUUCUUCGAUGGCAAUGGGACCUUAGUAAUGGAAACCUUUGAACCCGAGGUCUCCAAGCUUCACGACAGCCUCAUGACGGAAAAGAAGCUGAAAUAGGCUGCCGGCCAUCUUCCCGCUUAGAUCAUGCUGAGCUUUAAAAGUCAAUAAAGCAAUCAAAGCCAGAACAUA